UAGGAGCGGCUCUGUUUGUACUUAUUUCGUUGCUACUUUUCUGUAUAAAUUUUGUUUCAAGUAAAUUUCUGACGAUCAAAAUUGUGAUAAUAAAAUAAAAAAUAAAAUUGUUUCGUCUAGUAUUUUUGGUGUAUUAUUUAUAAAUUAAGUCACCUAAUAGUAUUUACAUGCAGAGUUUAGGAUGUCACAAACGGAAAAUUAUGAUAAUUUGCUGAUUGAUUUUAAUAACUUAAAUGUGGGUGAACAAAAUUCGAAUAACGACUGUGCCGAGGAGAAUCCGGUAAAACCAGAAGCACAUGAACAAAAUAAUGAAAUAAACACCACAAAUACGGAGUCUAUGGCAUUUUUAUGCGCAUCACAGCCGUUGUAUAAAUUAUUGAAUUCUGAAUCACCCGAUGUGGCGGAUAAUAAUCCAUUUGAUCAUUUUGAUAAGCGCGCCUGUCUGUCAGAUGAUCCAUUUGAGAUAGUUUCAAAUGAAGCGCUAAAUUCUACUGCCGAAAAUGAAUUUCUCAAGGUAGAAACAGGAACAUUAAUAUCAAUUGAAUCGCCAAUUGUGUUUCACAAUGAGUUGGGGAUUGAUACGCAAUCUAAAAGAGUAUGUGAUACACAUGAAUCCGUCCAAAAUGCAUCAUUAUCAACACCGAAAAAUGUAUCACCAUCCGCGAAAAAUCGUAGCAAGGGAAAGAGUAAUUCAUUGAAUUUAUUAAAGUACAGUUUAUCGCAUAGUCGUUUGGAUUUUGCAACCGAAAGUGGAUCACACAGCGAAAAUGAAAAUUUAUCCAUGGAUGAAACAUUGGCGAAAAAGCAAAGAUCGGAAUUAAAUGUACCACGUGAUUCCAGUACAGAUGAUUCGUUCGAUGACAUUUGGUCAACAAAACCAAAUCUAAUCGAUUCUCAAACCGACAUCGAAUUUGAUAGUGAUAUCGAUAAUGAUAUUGCCAAAUUGAAUAUUCCAAUGUUGAAUAUUUCGGUGGCAGAAUCAAAAAUGGAAGAGAGAUUGACUUUAGAUUCUGAAUUCGUUGAAAAUUCUGUGGAGACAAAGGCAGCCAAUCGCAUUGAAAUUCUCGAAAAAUUUGCUUCAAUCAAACAAAAAAUACCACAAUCACCGUUGCAAAAUGAUACGAUUUCAAUGCCAAUACACAAUCGUACGGUUGAUAUGAAGUGUAGCCAAUUUCCACAUAUUGAAGAUGGACCGGUUACGCCAAACACCAUAUGUCCAUUGGAAUUGCUGCAACAACAACUAUUAACACAAUCUGACAAUUCAAAUCUACUCAUAGAGAACUUGAAAAAAUUAGUCGAUAAAUACGAUGACAAAAAUAAACAAUCGACGGCCAAACAUUUAUGGGAUGAUUUAAGUUCCAUUCUGACAGCAGCAAGUAAUGUCAACGAAAAUAUUGAGCAACCGACAAAGUCAACUGAAAUUGUGCCACCACAACCAAUAAAAAGGCAAGGUACAUUUAGCAUUGAGAAAGACAACGAAGAUGAAACAAAUGAUACUCAAGAUAAUGAUAGAACGAUUGAUUCUAAAGAAGUUAACACAAACAACGAUAGUGAAGUAAGUACAAUUGAUUCAGGAUUAUCACAAGUCGUGAAACAAAUUCAGAAUGUGCUUGGACCUCAUCAAAACAUAAAUGUACUGCAAACAAAUGCACAGUCUAUGGAAUCGUCAUCGGCAAAUCCAACGUAUAUUGUUGUAAUGGCGCAGCCCGUAGCCGAUUAUGGUGGCAAUGAAGAGAUCUAUCGAUCACAACGUGAUCGCAGCCAGUCGCUUACCAUAAAAGAAAAACCAUUGGCAGCUAUUCGUGCAGCUCAGCAAAAAAUCGGACAAACUCGCACACAAGCCGAUACAGUAGCAACUCCAAUCAAGCGUUCAACACUACAAAGACGCGGUUCAUUCGGCGCGUCAAACAGAACAAAGAUAAUGACGCCUAAAAAUGAAGAAAGUGAUUAUCAAAAUCAGAAACAAUCCAUCCAGCCAGAUACUCCGAAAGUAUUUCGCCGUCGUUCACUUCAAGGGCCUUUGAUGACAAAGCCACCACCAUCCGAUCCUGAACCAAUUGCCCGUACAAAACCAUUAAACCCACUUCUUAGACGGCAAUCAUUUCAAUGUACAACAUCAGCAUCUGGAAUACGUUCGCCGUCUCCCAAAUUAAGUUCGAUGCGUGGUCCAUCACCUGCAUCACUACGUUUAAAUUCAAAUACAACUGGAACAUUGACGCGACGUAAAACGUUUGCAACCGAUUUGGUAAAAGAUUCACCACAAAAAGUAAAAACCUCAUACGGAAUUAUGAAAAAACCGCCAGCUCCGCCUGCUGCACGAAAUUUAAAAAUUCGAGUAUCACAAACAAUGAGUGGCAGAUCGAAUGCACCGUUGCGAGCCGUUGUACCAAUGAAUCGCGUUGCAUCUUCACUUUUGGUCAAUGAAACCGUAUCACCGGUUGAGAGUAAUGGAAUUAACGCUCUCAUUACCAGUACUCCUCGCAUUCCAUCUUUAACGCCAGCAAAAUCAAAAAAAUUAUCAUUAGCAGGGCCUUCAGCACUUCCAGCCGAAUCACCAAUUCAACUACUAAAAAAAGAUCGAACGUAUUUAUCAAGGACACCAUCAAAGCCGUCCAUUCAAACACCUCAAAAUAAUGUGCCGAAUCGUCGGCGUACCCUGUCCGACUAUCGAACUAGUGUGAAUAACAGUGGGAUCGUUGAAACGGAUCAAAGUGGAAAAACCGUUUCAAAUGCAAAAAAUGCUACCAAAACAUCGACCAGUGGUCUGAAUAAAUUCACAUCCAGAAGAACGUCGAGCAUUGGUUUGAAACGAAUCUCAAGUACAGACAGUAAAGAAAAUAAACAACCAUUAUAAUAUUUUGAAUAUACCCGACGUAAUUAAAAUUACGACCAUUUUUUUUGGUGAAAAUAAUUCAGAAACUAGAGAUAAAUUCAAGCAUUUUUUCAAUAAAAAUUCAUGUUCAUUAGAAA
This is a messenger RNA of Contarinia nasturtii (swede midge), 2970 nucleotides long. RefSeq lists its product as uncharacterized. Bases 182 to 2854 code for a protein of 890 amino acids. The record is from RefSeq and is a predicted model, not a curated record. The transcript has 4 exons. NCBI's taxonomy places the organism in Eukaryota, Metazoa, Arthropoda, Insecta, Diptera, Cecidomyiidae.